GUUGUAUAUUAUGCGGCCAGCUCCCGCGUAGCCUUGGCGAGUCUUGAUGAUCAGUCUCAUACCUUCUUCCAGCUGUGAACAACUCGCCUCACCUUGAGCAUCACCUUCUCGCCAACAGCACUUGCUCAAAUCGACGACCAAAUCUACUUGGUAUUAUCUGAAAUAACCAUCAUUGGCACGUACUAUACCAGCAUCAGCUGCGACAAACCGACACGAUGGCUCCCAUCCACCACUCCUGGAAUUUCAACAUCGACCGGUUCCUUAAUCCAUUCAUCCCACCUCCGCCAUGGAACCACAUCCCCUACCCAAUCGCCUACUGGUUUGGCUACCGCAAGACAAAGCCUCAGGGAACGGGCAACUUGAUGCCCAUCUUCUGGGCCUUCCUCGGCAUCUUUGGUGCUAUUGCCAUGAUUGAGGCUGUAGGCAAGCAUGUCGCCUCGUUCCCACCCCACCACGUGCCUCUGAUCGUGGGCAGUUUUGGUGCUGCAGCUGUCCUCGAGUUCUACGCAAUUGAAUCACCUCUUGCCCAACCGCGAAAUGCCAUCGGUGGACAAGUCAUCUCCGCCAUCAUUGGCUGUGCUGUGGGCAAACUUUUCCUCCUCAGUGACAACUUCGAAGACAUCAAAUGGCUCGGCGGCGCCUUGGCUUGCGCUUCUGCUACCGCUCUCAUGGCACUGACCAAGACCGUGCACCCUCCGGCUGGCGCAACUGCGUUAUUGGCUGUUGUUGAUCCAACUCUUAUCCAAGUCGGAUGGUUUCUGAUCCCCGUCAUGUUGUUGGGUUGCAGUUUGAUGCUCGGUGCUGCGCUUCUUAUUAACAACAUCGAGCGCCAGUUUCCCGUCUAUUGGUGGGCUCCCGAAGAUUUGAGACAGCCCAAUUCCAUGUUUCGCCGCCGAACAUCCAAGAAGAAGGCUGAAGAAGCUGCGACCAAGCCUGAGGAUGCGAGCAGCGGGGAUGCAAGAUACGUCUCGGAUGUGGAGGCCAAUGCCGCUACCGAGAAUGAGCUGGAAAAGGAAGAUACCAUCCAUGCUGCUGAUAUCAUCAUCAAGCCGGGACAAGUCAUUGUGCCCGAGCACGUCUACCUCACCCAGGAAGAGCAGCAGUAUCUGGAAACGAUAUGCAAACGUCUCUAAACGAAUAUUUCCACAUACUACAACCACAUCAGCAUCGGCGUCACAUGGCGGAGGGCUAAGCUGUGACGCCGCUCGACGACUUACUCAUGCAUUUUUGUUGGCCAGUUGAUGCAUCCAUCACGAAGCAUGGCGUUUUACCCACGAGUACUAUUUUACACUAAUUAAUGAUGUCUGCCUUGGCGACUUAUGAGAUACCAUAUAUAGUUUCUUUCUCUUUCUUCUAUCAAAAGCAAAAUACAGUAUAUGAAAACUCUUGUUCUC
Messenger RNA from Trichoderma virens Gv29-8, 1394 nucleotides. RefSeq lists its product as uncharacterized. The coding region runs from base 216 to 1133 and encodes 305 amino acids. NCBI's taxonomy places the organism in Eukaryota, Fungi, Ascomycota, Sordariomycetes, Hypocreales, Hypocreaceae. The record is from RefSeq and is a predicted model, not a curated record. The transcript is spliced from 2 exons.